UUCCAAUCCUUCCCCACAGCCAGGCCACUCAGCAUCGGGGUGACUGACCCGAGGCGCGGUGGGAACCGCUUACAGUCAUCUCUCAACUCCCCGAACUUGCAGGGCAGGGCAGCGCCGAGGUCAGUGAAAUCCCCAGCCAGGCCUUAUUUUAGUCAUGAAUUUCCACUGGCUCCCUCCUCUGACUGCAUCAGCGCGGCUCACACCGCGGGCUUGGAGUUUCAGCUGUUUUCCCUGCUCCAGGCUGAGUUAGAAGGUCACACAGACCGGACUCUGCCGGGGGAGACGGCGCAGGGAGCACACACCACCAGUCUGUGCGCAGAGCCGGAGCCAGAGGCCGCGGGGACACCAUGCACGCCCCCAACUGAAGCAGCACCUCAAAGCCGCAGCGCCCAGCAGCUCAAGCGGAUUUCAGAGAGCUCAGACUCAGAGGAACCCUUGAGGAGAGACACCCCCCAUCGCCCCCUUGAAGCCCCUUGCAGGACAGUGCUCACCCCAACGUUCCGCUACUGCAGACAGGAGUGCACAGUGGCCCCGGCUCGCCGCGCCAUGGAGCGGAUCCCCAGCGCUCAACCGCCCCCCGCCUGCUUGCCCAAAGCUCCAGGACUGGAGCCCGGAGACCUACCUGGGAUGGAUUUUGCCCACAUGUACCAAGUGUACAAAUCGAGGCGGGGAAUAAAGCGGAGCGAGGAUAGCAAGGAGACCUACAAACUGCCGCACCGGCUCAUCGAGAAAAAGAGACGUGACCGGAUUAACGAGUGCAUCGCCCAGCUGAAGGAUCUCCUACCCGAACAUCUCAAACUUACAACUUUGGGUCAUUUGGAAAAAGCAGUGGUUCUGGAACUUACCUUGAAGCAUGUGAAAGCACUAACAAGCCUAAUUGACCAGCAGCAGCAGAAAAUCAUUGCCCUGCAGAGUGGUUUACAAGCUGGUGAGCUGUCGGGGAGAAAUGUUGAAGCAGGUCAAGAGAUGUUCUGCUCAGGCUUCCAGACGUGCGCCCGGGAGGUUCUUCAGUACCUGGCCAAGCAUGAGAACACUCGGGACCUGAAAUCUUCACAGCUCGUCACCCACCUUCACCGUGUGGUCUCAGAGCUGCUGCAGGGGGGUACCUCCAGGAAACCGUCAGACCCAGCUCCCAAAGCCAUGGACUUCAAGGAGAAACCCAGCUCCCUGGCCAAAGGCUCUGAAGGCCCUGGGAAAAACUGUGUGCCAGUCAUCCAGCGGACUUUCGCUCACUCGAGUGGGGAGCAGAGUGGCAGUGACACGGACACAGACAGUGGCUAUGGAGGAGAAUCCGAGAAGGGUGACUUGCGUGGUGAACAGCAGUACUUCAAAAGCGAUCAUGGACGCAGGUUCACCAUGGGAGAAAGGAUCGGUGUUAUUAAGCAAGAAUCUGAAGAACCCCCAACAAAAAAGAGCAGAAUGCAGCUCUCAGAUGAUGAAGGCCAUUUCACGGGCAGUGACCUGAUCAGCUCCCCGUUCCUGGGCCCCCACCCACACCAGCCUCCCUUCUGUCUGCCCUUCUAUCUGAUCCCACCGUCAGCAACUGCCUACUUGCCCAUGCUGGAGAAGUGCUGGUAUCCCACCUCCGUCCCCGUGUUAUACCCGGGCCUCAACGCCUCUGCGGCAGCCCUCACCAGUUUCAUGAACCCAGACAAGAUCUCAGCCCCCUUGCUCAUGCCCCAGAGACUCCCUUCUCCCUUGCCUUCCCAUCCGGCCAUUGACUCCUCUGCCUUGCUCCAAGCUUUGAAGCAGAUCCCCCCUUUAAACUUAGAAACCAAAGACUAGGGGACCCUGCUGCUUUGCUCUCCUUCCUCCCUACUCCCCCGCCCCUCCAAAAACAAAACAAAACAAAACAAAAAAAAAAAGUGUGACUACAGCAAGAUUGUUCUAGCGUGUAUGCUGAGAUAAUCUGAGGCAUGGAGAGAAGAUCUGGGGUGCGUGUAUGCACGCAUCUCUGAGCGUGCCUCGGUUGUCGCUAUAGGACAUGAAAGCUCCUUUUGGCCUAGGGAAGAUAAUGAAGGAUGGCCUGACAUCAGAAGAUUUUGGGGGGGAUUGUAGCAGAUCUCUGGGCUUUCCCCCAUCCCAGAGAAUAGCCCCCUCAGAUACAGAAAAAAUCAGCUGGAUUUUUCAAAAGCUUCAAAGUCUUGGUCUGUGAGUCAGUCUUAAUUUUGGGAGCCAGGUCUGUGGCUUUGAGAAAAAGGUACUUUCAAAAGAGGGCUUUCCAGAGUGCCGUUCCCAGCCAGCUCUCAUAACCCCACCCUUCUCCCUUUUAUUGUUGCCGUGACUCACCAAACGGGGAGAGGGCGGGCAGCCGCACGGAGCCUUCUGCUAAGUGGUGAGGUAGCAGACACUGGCAUAGCACGGUAGUGGUUUGGGGAGAUUUUCUACAGGUCUGCUCCCCACCCCCUGCCUCCGAUGAAUAAAGAGAAUGUAGUUCCUACUCAGGCUUUCAUAGUGAUUAGCUUAAUAAGGAACUGAAAAGGGCCCCCUGGUAAAGCUGAGCUGCCAGGGAAUGAGGGAGGAGUCCCUUGGGCCUCUGGUACCUGUUUCUAAGUCUCACCUAGAAAACAAUCAUGCUGUCCCGGGAACCAAAGCUGGGUCUGAGAAACGCAGGUGCCUAAGUUCCAGUCACCCCCAAAAUGCAUAAAGCUAAGUAACAAAUUGCUACCUUCAACAAGCAGAGCUAGACUCGGUUUGCAGUUCUAUCCUAAAACUCCUUUUAACCAAGCUUAGCUUAAAGGCCUAACCAGCUCUUGGCACAGCAAGAUCCUUUCUGCAGGCUAAUGCCCCUCGCCCAAAUGGCAUAGGGAGUGUCCUUAUUGCUAAAAUGGAUUCUGUCUCCUUCAAAGAAGUUUUAUUUUUGGUCCAGAGUACUUGUUUCCUGACUUGUCCAGCUAGCCCUGCACCAGCUUUUCAAAAUGCACUACGCUUGAUCGCCGAUCGUGUUCUAACUUUUUCUUUUCCUGUUUUUAUUUUGGUAUAAAGUCAUUGCCCUUAUUUGUAAAACUGUUAUAAAUAUAUAUUAUAUAAAUAUAUUAAAAAGGAAAUGUUUCAGAUGUUUAUUUGUAUAAUUACUUGAUCUACAAAGUGCGAAAAAUGAAUGUAUUCCUGUUUUUGAAGAGAAGAAUAAUUUUUUUCUCUAGGGAGAGGUACAGUGUUUAUAUUUUGGAGCCUUCCUGAAGGUGUGAAAUUGUAAAUAUUUUUAUCUAUGAGUCAAUGUUAAGUAGUUGUUUUAAAAUACUUAAUAAAAUAAUCCUUUUCCUGUGGAAGAGAAA
This is a messenger RNA of Enhydra lutris kenyoni (northern sea otter), 3275 nucleotides long. RefSeq names its product basic helix-loop-helix family member e40. Gene Ontology annotation, cellular component: nucleus. Gene Ontology annotation, molecular function: DNA-binding transcription factor activity, RNA polymerase II-specific; protein dimerization activity; RNA polymerase II cis-regulatory region sequence-specific DNA binding. Lineage: Eukaryota; Metazoa; Chordata; Mammalia; Carnivora; Mustelidae. The coding region runs from base 547 to 1785 and encodes 412 amino acids. The record is from RefSeq and is a predicted model, not a curated record. Gene Ontology annotation, biological process: regulation of neurogenesis; circadian regulation of gene expression; anterior/posterior pattern specification. The transcript has 6 exons.